This is a messenger RNA of Theobroma cacao (cacao), 3498 nucleotides long. Lineage: Eukaryota; Viridiplantae; Streptophyta; Magnoliopsida; Malvales; Malvaceae. The record is from RefSeq and is a predicted model, not a curated record.
GUUGCUAAAAAAGUAAAAGUUGAAUACAAAAUGUGGAGUAAAACCAACUUCGUAGCUAACCUUUUGCAAACUUGCAUAGACAAGAAAUCUAUCCUACCGGGCAAAGUCCUUCAUGCUUAUAUUCUCCGCAGUAACCUUUUAGCCAAUACUUUCCUGUGUAACCGUCUCAUAGAACUCUAUUCAAAAUGCAACGACCCAACGUCAGCUCACCACAUGUUCGACCAAACCCCUCAAAAAAACAUUUAUUCCUGGAAUGCCGUUUUAAGUGCCCUUUGUAGAGCUGGAAACUUAACAUUUGCACGUAAAGUGUUCGAACAAAUGCCUGAAAGAAACGUCGCUUCAUGGAAUAACUUGAUUAGUUUAAUGGUAAAAAAUGGGCUCCAGGAAAAAGCAUUGGAUGUUUAUAAACUUAUGGUUUUUGAAGGUUUUUUGCCUACCCAUGUUACUUUUGCUAGUGUUUUGAGUGCCUGUGGAAGUGUUGUGCAUUUGGAGCUUGGGAAGAGAUGUCAUGGUCUUGUUAUUAAGAUUGGUCUUGAUAAGAAUAUCUUUGUCUGUAAUGGGUUGUUGUCUGUUUAUGCUAAAUGUGGGGUUAUGAAGGAAGCUAUUAAAGUUUUUGGGGACAUUGAUGAUCCUAAUGAGGUUACUUUUACAACAAUGAUGGGUGGGUUAGGAAAGAUUGAUGGGGUUUUUGAGGCUCUGGAAAUGUUUAGAAUGAUGCGUCGAAAAGGGGUGCAGAUCGAUUCUGUUUCGUUAUCAGCUGUUUUGAGUGCUUGUACAAAGGGGGGAGAGUAUGGUGAAUUUGGUUGUUAUAGAGAGAAUGAUAGAUUUUUGUGUAGUGUAGUACUAGGGGAACAAGUACAUGGUCUUGUGGUUAAGCUUGGAUUUGAAUGUGAUCUUUAUUUGAGUAACUCAUUGCUUGAUAUGUAUGCGAAGAAUGGGAAUAUGAAGAGUGCUGAGACAAUUUUUAGUAAUUUGGGUAAAGGCAGUGUUGUUUCCUGGAAUAUUAUGAUAGCUGGAUAUGGUCAGAAAGGACAAAAAGAGAAAGCUGUAGAGUGCUUGCGAAGAAUGCAGUGUUGCAGUUUUGAACCUGAUGAGGUUACUUAUAUUAAUAUGCUUGCGACAUGCAGCAAGUGUGGGGAUGUUGAAACUGCACGUCGGAUGUUUGAUAGCAUGUUGUGCCCAAGUGUGAUUUCAUGGAAUGCUAUAAUCUCUGGCUAUUCCCAGAAUGAGAACCACAAAGAAGCGAUAGAGCUUUUUAGGGAAAUGCAGUUUCAAAAUGUGAAACCUGACCGGACUACUGUGGCUGUUAUCCUUGGCUCAUGUGCUGGAAUGGAAUUUUUGGAGGGUGGAAAACAGGUCCAUGCUGCCUCACAAAAGGCUGCUCUUUAUACUGAUAACUAUGUUGCUAGUGGACUGAUUGGCAUGUACUCAAAGUGUGGGAAGAUAAAAACGGCAGAGUGUAUAUUUUCUUAUGUGCCGGAAUUGGAUAUCGUCUGUUGGAAUUCUAUGAUUGCAGGUCUUACACUCAAUUCUCUAGACAAAGAAGCUUUCAUGCUCUUUAAGCAAAUGCAACAGGGUGGAAUGUUGCCUACUGAAUUCUCUUAUACAGCAAUACUAAGCUGUUGUGCAAAAUUAUCUUCUUCAUUUCAAGGGAGGCAGGUCCACUCUCAGAUAGUAAAAGAUGGCUUUAUGAAUUAUGUCUUUGUGGGGACUGCUCUUGUUGAUAUGUAUUGUAAAUGUGGUGACAUAGAUGGGGCACGAAAGUAUUUUGAUAAGAUGCCUGUCAGAAAUACUGUUACAUGGAAUGAGAUGAUACAUGGUUAUGCUCAGAAUGGACGUGGAGAUGAGGCUGUUCAUUUAUACAAAAACAUGAUUGCAUCAGGUGAGAAACCUGAUGGCAUAACCUUUAUUGCUGUUUUGACUGCUUGUAGCCACUCAGGAUUGGUAGAUCUGGGGGUCAGAAUAUUCAAUUCAAUGCAGAGCGACUAUGGGCUUGAGCCAGAAUUGGAUCAUUAUACUUGCAUCAUUGACUGUCUUGGCCGAGCUGGUCAUUUUCAUGAUGCAGAGCUCCUUAUGGACAAGAUGCCAUAUAAAGAUGAUCCAGUCAUAUGGGAAGUUCUGCUUAGUUCUUGCAGAGUUCAUACUAAUGUCAGCUUAGCUCAACGUGCAGCAGAGGAACUCUUCCACCUGAAACCUGAGAGCUCUUCCCCUUACGUGCUUUUAGCCAAUAUCUAUUCUUCUCUAGGAAGAUGGGAUGAUGUCAGGGCUGUUAGAGAGCUGAUGAGUGAUAGACAGAUUGUUAAGGAUCCUGGUUAUAGUUGGACUGAAGAUAAAGAGCAAGAUAUAAGUCUAUCUGUUGGGUGAUACAUACUACUACAUUACUCUACGUUAAAGAUCAGUCAUUUAUGUUUUACAGGCUGUACUGAAGAUGGUAACUAAAAUCACUCAUGAGAACGCCAAGAGAAUGACACAAGAGGUAAAUAAUUUCUGUUUGGUUAAUGUAGAUGCUGGUGCAGACAAGUGGGAAGUAUGUGAUUUUAUGUAAAAAGGCAUUAUUAACCUUCUAUUCAUAUCUAUUCAUUUUCUUUCUUUGGUUCCUCUAGUUAUCUAGGUUAACAAUGUGGUUAUCUUUUUCAGCCUGUGUGAUGACGGUAAACAAAAUCUAUCAUGAGGUUAAGAGAUGUGGCGUAUUUUAGAGUUGAAAAGGUAUUCAUAUGAUUGCAUCUGAAAAUGAAAAUGACAGUUAAUGGUGCCUGUAACAUUUGCUUGUGGUAUCAAAUACCAAUCCAAUAUAUCACCCUUUUUUAUUUGUUACAGGUCUGCUAAUUGGUUAACUCCUAGUUUUUAGUCUAUUAUUACUGCUUGCAGUAGCAAGUGGGCAGUUGUGUUGCUUAAUGCAAAACAUCGUCUCCAACACAAUUAUGAUUUUCCUUUUGUUUUUUUUUAUCUUUUAUUUUCUUUUAUUUUCUUUCAGUCUCAGUAAAUAGUUCAAGAUCUUUUAAUACUGUACAGCUGUCACUAAUUGUGUUCUUGAGCAAAUAAGUAUAUCUCAAGAGAAUAUAACUAAUUGCUUUCUGGUGUCAUGUAGCUCAUGCUGCUAUGUUGAAUGAUUCUGUCUAUUUUGCAUCCAGUAAAGAGGAAGCUUGAUCCUGAUUGUUGUUUGGCUGUUGUGGAACAUCUGAAAGUUGAUCCAGCAAGCUGUAUAUUCAUUUAUGACAGUUUCUCAGGAUCAAAAACGUUGAUGCUGCUGUAGGAGUUGGCAUUACUGGUCUUCAUUUCAAGAACCCAGAUUUACUACGUCAAGAUCAUGUACGAUUGGGGGUUGACAUUUCUAUAGAUGGACAUGUAAGUAUCAGCUUAAGCCUGCAGAAGGACAGACAUAGUGAUAUCUAAACUUACACACAUUAAACUAUAUCUUUGUGUUAUUGUCUUUUUGGCCUUGUGCCUUUGUUAAAAUUGCUCCAUUAUGGUUAUUUAUUAUAGAUAUCAUUCUUUGUA